AUGUAUGAAGAGCUGGGGUUGCCCACAGAAGACGGCGGGGAAGGCAAAACACAAACCGUAUCACCUUUCGUGUACUUCAAGACAAUCUAUGAGCUUGGACAUGGACUGAACUUGCUCACACUGCACCACACGCGUCAGUACCAGGCGAUGACUACGUUGAAUUCUGAUGAGCGCGUACAUGCAUCUGGCUUUUGGGGUUAUUGUGUGGAAGUACGGCAGUCCCAGGCGGAAGGUUGUGGCUCAGGGCGUCUUUGCCAUGGUCUUUGCGUUCUGGUACUGGCAGUGCUGGCAUUUCUCCUGCGGGCGUCGGUAAAACAUAGGACGGCGGGUUGGUGGAUCCUCGAGCUGCAAAUCGGCGAUGAUUCCGGGUCGCCCGGAUAA
Aspergillus nidulans FGSC A4 is the source of this 381-nucleotide messenger RNA. RefSeq lists its product as uncharacterized. The transcript has 2 exons. The coding region runs from base 1 to 381 and encodes 126 amino acids. Lineage: Eukaryota; Fungi; Ascomycota; Eurotiomycetes; Eurotiales; Aspergillaceae. The record is from RefSeq and is a predicted model, not a curated record.